Hippopotamus amphibius kiboko is the source of this 2332-nucleotide messenger RNA. RefSeq names its product acidic residue methyltransferase 1 (gene DCPH1). Gene Ontology annotation, molecular function: phosphatase activity. The transcript has 5 exons. Lineage: Eukaryota; Metazoa; Chordata; Mammalia; Artiodactyla; Hippopotamidae. Gene Ontology annotation, cellular component: cytoplasm; nucleus. Gene Ontology annotation, biological process: DNA damage response. The record is from RefSeq and is a predicted model, not a curated record. The coding region runs from base 53 to 1378 and encodes 441 amino acids.
CCUCCCUGCGGCCGGUGAGACCCGAGCGUUGGCGCGGCGAGCGCGGAAGGCGAUGGCGGGGCCCCCGGAGUCCCUCUCUGCACGGGACGUGGGGUCAUUUGCAUAUCUUACAGUUAAAGACAGAUCACCACAGAUCUUAACCAAGGCUAUUGAUACAUUGCAUCGACAUAAAAGUGAAUUUUUUGAGAAACAUGGAGAGAAAGGCCUGGAAGCUGAAAAGAAAGCAAUUUCUCUUCUUUCUAAAUUACGGAACGAAUUGCAAACAGAUAAACCAAUUGUUCCUUUGGUCGAGAAGUUUGUCGAUACUGACAUAUGGAAUCAAUACCUAGAAUAUCAACAGAGCCUUUUAAAUGAAAAUGACGGAAAACCGAGGUGGUUUCUCUCACCCUGGUUGUUUGUAGAAUGCUACAUGUAUCGUAGAAUUCAUGAAGCAAUUAUUCAAAGUCCACCAAUUGAUGACUUUGAUAUAUUUAAAGAAUUAAAAGACCAAAAUUUCUUUGAGUCUCAGGAAUCUAUCAUUGCUUUAUGUACUCACCUGCAAGAGUUGAGGAAAACUAUUGAAGACCUAGAUGAAAAUGAGCUGAAAAAUGAAUUUUUUAAAGUUCUUCAGAUUUCACUGUGGGGAAAUAAGUGUGAUCUGUCUCUAUCAGGUGGGGAAACUAUUUCCCAGAAGACCAAUAUAAUAAAUUCUUUGGAAGACCUAAAACCUUUCAUUUUAGUGAAUGACAUGGAAUAUCUUUGGUCAUUGCUUAGCAAUUGCAAGAAAACAAGAGAAAAAACAUCUGUUACUCGAGUGGAUAUUAUUUUGGAUAAUUCUGGGUUUGAACUUGUUACAGAUUUAGUGUUAGCUGACUUAUUGUUGUCCUCUAAACUGGCUACUGAGAUCCAUUUUUAUGGGAAAACGAUUCCAUGGUUUGUUUCUGAUACUACUCUACAUGAUUUAAACUGGAUAAUCGAACAACUAAAACAUUCUAAUCAUAAGUGGGUGUCCAAGUGUGGGGUUGACUGGGAAAACCAUAUUAAAAUGGGCAGAUGGGUUUACCUCGAUCACAUGUUUUGGACUCUGCCUCAUGAAUACAGUGCAAUGCCUCAGGUCGCUCCUGACUUAUAUACUGCACUACAAAAGGCACAUUUAAUUUUAUUUAAGGGUGAUUUGAAUUAUAGGAAGUUGACGGGGGACAGAAGAUGGGAGUUUACCGCUCCAUUUCAUGAGGCUUUGAAUGGCUUCCACCCUGCACCUCUCUGCAGUAUAAGAACAUUAAAAGCUGAGGUUCAGGUUGGUCUGCAGCCUGGGCAAGGUGAACAGCUCACAGCUUCUGAGCCUAACUGGCUGACCACUGGGAAAUAUGGAGUAUUUCAGUUUGAUGGUCCACUUUGACUUGGUGUAGGAACUCUCAGUUGUGUAGAAAGAUCUGACAGGCAUUCUUCAUCCCCAGAAAAGCCCUGGGAAGCUUGGUUUCUCAGUGCUCAUUUACACACACUCUGAUGCUUUCUCCUUUGAACAUUUUGCCCCACUACAUUGUUUUGGGGAUAGGUGGAUUACACUGGUUACAGAUAUUUACAUUUAUGUUGGAAUGUUAGUAACUUAUUUCAAGUUAAAGGCAUCAUUUCAAAUGGUUUUAAUGAGCUUAUUUUUAAUUGGGCAGAAAUAUAAGUGAAUUCUGCUUUAAAAGUUAACAUUUUUUAAAAAUACUAUGCUGCAUGGUAUUUAAUAUUCUAGGAGGCAUGGAAUUUUACUCAGCUUGAUUUUGGGCUCUAGAAAUAAGGGCUCGGUGAAAAUAUAAUAUAUUUACAUGUUAAAUAUGCUUUGUAAAGAGAGGCAUUUCUUACAACUGUGAUAUCUGUAUACACUAAAGUAAAACUUACCUCAUAAGUUAAUUCUUAAUUUUGUUCUUGAAUUUUAUUUCAUUUCAAUAACCUGUAUUAUUUGCACGUGUUUGUAUUUUGAUUGACCUGUGGAAUGGAUAGUAGGAAACACAAAAUUGAACAGAAUGUAACAAUACUUGAAGAAAUGUAAUAUCUUUUACAUUCUAUUUGUGAUAGCCAUAAUCAAUUGAAAUGUAUUAUUUUAACAUUAUAUAAAUGUUAUAAAUAUUAUUUUUUGAAACUGCUCUGCAGUUUCAAAAAAAAAUGCUUCAGAUAGGAAAGAUUCUUCUGCGUUGGCUUUGUACUGCCAACAAGUUAAUUCACCUUUUAUAAUCUUACACAUUUAUUGGUGAUCACGGGUAUUAAAGACUGUAAGUUUCAGGUCAGUUUGUUUUGAAACUGAAAUUGGAAAUAAACCUGGAAAUGUUUUCCUGCACCAGAAUAAUAAAAUGAAUUGUAAAUUGUA